This is a messenger RNA of Styela clava, 4439 nucleotides long. RefSeq names its product origin recognition complex subunit 2-like. Gene Ontology annotation, molecular function: DNA replication origin binding. Gene Ontology annotation, biological process: DNA replication. Gene Ontology annotation, cellular component: nucleus; nuclear origin of replication recognition complex. The record is from RefSeq and is a predicted model, not a curated record. Lineage: Eukaryota; Metazoa; Chordata; Ascidiacea; Stolidobranchia; Styelidae.
UCGCCCUUAUUCAUUUUUAUGUUCUGUUCACACGGGCGACUAUUCAAACGGGCCCUUAAUCAAGAUCGGGCGGUAAAACGAGCAUAUACGGUAUGUUAUAUUCCACUUAUAGAUGCUCAAAAUGUUGUCCGUGCACUUCAGAGCGAUGUCUUAACCUAGAAGUCCAAGCUCGUGUAGCGUUUUGAAGAUAAACUUGUGGGAUAUUGUUCCAAUUCAACCUAUACCUAUACUCAUUUUAUUCAUGAUCUCGUCUUACUUUCAAAUUUUCUGCUUUUUUCUAGCGACCAUUCUGUAUGAUAUUUCAUUACCUGGGUUGGCAAGUUCUGUUAUAUUAAUAGAAAAUCUUGAUUAAUUUUCAUCAAAUGAUUGUAUUAUUCGAUAUUUCAGCUUUGAGUACUAUUCUGUUGGUGUUAUUGUUACAAAAUCUCUGAUCAUUUUUUUUGUACUGUUUAUCUUACUGAUAAGAUAAGUUCAGAUAAGAAGCUAGGUUAUUACCUUCCAACUUAUCCCAAUCUAUGAUAAAAUAGAAUGGAAGAAAAGAGAUCUCAAAUUUAUAAUAAAAUUUGACGUUCCAUAUUUAAAAGUAUCAUCUUAUAAUGUAUUCAGAAUAGUAGAUUCUUAGAUUUGAAUAUCCUCUGAUUUAAAAUAACUAUCCUUUGACAUUACUAGGUCAACCAAAACUCCAUAUAACUAAAAUAAAACUCAGUUUUCAUUUGCUGUCAAAUCUCCUAUUGUUAUGUCAUAAAUAUAUUAUUUGCUCAUAAUAUGUUCCAAUUUGAAUUCUGAAUGCUAAACUGUUGUGCUUUUUUGUUUAACUUAGUUAUUUUAGUUAAUUUAACAUAAUUUAUAAUAGUUAUAUGCAACAGAAGCUUCACUCAAAGGAGAUUCUCACAAUAUUCAGGAAACUUCAAGAAUCAAGAGUGCAUCAACUGUGACCUGGCCUGGAGAAAUUUCCAUAAAAACUGUUCACAAUUAUCAGUUCACCAUGGAAAUAUUGUCCUAUAAGUGACAGCAAUUGUCCUAGAAGUGACACAGCGUUCCUCUGAAAAACAUUUGGUUACAAAGUUGAGUGUUCUUGAACUUGUAUAGAUGCGUUUAGUUGGACAUGUGUGUGACCUGUCUUGGAGCAAGUCCUCAAAAAAGCUUUUAAUACUUUGCUCAGCGGGAAUGCUAUUUCUCGCCUUGCCUCUGUAGAGCAUUUGGUUGUGUAUUCUUUCUUUUCGCACACUAACAAUUGUAACAAAGAAAAAAUUAGAAAAAGUAUUUUUUCAACAACAUCAAAUAUAGAAUCCGCAAACAAUUUCAGCCUCAUUUGAGAGAAAAAGACAAUUUUUCCCAAUUUUUGUCCCAUUUUAAUGAACCAUGUCGAAAACCCCAAGCCGUCGAUCAGUUCUAGUGAAACAUGUCGGAAAUGAAGAUGUGGAGCAUCACGUUACUAUGCUUGGAGUCAAGAACCAACGAAAAACAAGAUCUUCUAUGGGAAUAGCAGCGGAGUUCUUUAACGAUGUCCCAAAAAUUGAGAAGAAAAAGCCUUCUGAGUACCCUAAAAAGAAAGAAAAAAGCGUCAAAAUUGCGGAAAAUGAAGAAAAAGACAUUUUGAGUGAAAUCACGUCACUCGUUCCGACAUCGUUACUUGAAAGUAACGUACAAUAUGGAGGAGUAGAUGUGUACGGUUUUAAAACUCCGAAACGAGCUAAACAAAUGUCGAAACUAGCGUCUGAAUCUGCAAGAAAAGUAUCCAGUGCAAAACAAUCGGCGAAUAAUGAAAAUAACGAUCCAUUGGUUGAAAAAAGUAACUCCAAAACGCCGAAGAAAAAAUCGAAGACUUCUAAGACACCUUCCAAACCAGCCACAGAAAGAGAGCCUAAAACACCAAGUGUCAAGUUCGCUGAAAAUGACACCGACGGUUCAUCUAAAACGCCAGGUAAAAAAUCGAACAACGAUGCACUUGAUACACCAACAAGAACCUCGAAUCGCACAAAAAAAUAUCUUGUUCAAGAGAUGCAAGCUAAUCAACAAGUUGACAAUAAUUCUGACUCCAGUGAAGAGGAAAAUAGUGAAGAUGAAGUAGAACAAGAUGAACGACAAGAUCAAACCCCAGUGCCGCAGCCAUCAAAAAGAAUUGCCUUGCCAUCGGAAACAGAGCUUUAUUUCGAGGCUCAUAAAAGUGGAAGAAAAUUGGGUGCAAGCACUUCUGAUCGAACUCUAGCACGACUAAAAAUACCUCAAAUGAACCAAGAAACAAUGCAUUCUAUCUUAGAGGAAUUACAGAACAAUAAAAUCGCGGGAUUAAAAAAUUCUAAUCCGCAUAUGUUCAGCAAAGUAGAAAAAAUCGAGCUUUCUCGCCAGUGGCUGAUUCAAGGCUAUGAAGGAUAUUUUCGUAAAUGGAUGUUUUAUAUUUUUAACGAUUAUAAUAUUCUACUAUACGGACUGGGAUCAAAACGCCACCUAGUGCAUGAAUUUUGUGAAAAAAUGCUCUCAGAGUUCGACAAAAUUGUUAUAAAUGGUUAUUUUCCAAGUUUAAUCAUACGCUCAAUUUUGGCGUCAAUUUGCGAGGUUGCGGACGUAAAUAUCACCAUCGGAGGGAGCCAACAGCAGGCUCAAGUUGACGCAAUAUGUAAAAAAUACACAGACAAUGAGUUUGUAGAUCAUUUAUUCUUGAUAAUUCACAAUAUUGAUGGAACAACUUUACGAAACAAUAAGACUCAAAAUAUUUUAAGUCGCCUAGCGUCGUGUCCGCGGAUUCAUGUUAUUGCAACCAUAGACCACAUAAAUGCUCCCCUCAUAUGGGACCAAUCCAAGUUAUGUCGAUUCAAAUGGCUCUGGUACGAUGUAACAACGUACGAACCUUAUAAAGACGAAACUUCAUUUGAGGGUUCGCUUCUUAUGUUGACCAGUGGAACUGGUAUCGGUGGUUCAUUAGCUCUAAGCGGCCUCGUCCAUGUGGCAAGAAGUUUAACUCCUAAUGCUCGAGGAAUUUUUAAACUUCUCACAGAGUUUCAAAUCGAGGAGUCAAAAUCGAGUAAUUAUAUCGGACUCUCUUUUUCUGAUUUGUAUCAGAUGUGUCGUGAAAAGUUUCUUGUCAACAGCGAGCUGACGCUGCGGACUCAACUUACGGAAUUUCUCGACCAUAAACUUGUUGAAAUCAAAAAAGGUAUUGAUGGUGGCGAAUAUCUCUCUAUUCCCCUCGAUAACGCUACUUUGCAAGAAUAUUUAGAUCAAUCACUUUGAGAAUGAGGAAUUUUGUUAGAAGGGAUUGUGAUUACUUGUUUUUGAGUUGUUUUCACACUCCUCCAAGCUUUGUUCGCCUAAUAUCCACUGUUCAGAAACCGUCAUUUUCACUCUGAUAUUCAUGUUUUAUUUUCACUGAAGUUCGCUGUCAUUUUUUGUGAACUAGACCAGAAUCUUUUCAGUUCAGAAACUGAAUUGAUUGAUUUUCAGUUGCUUUUUUCACCCAUGUCUGGCUCCACUGAUAUGUGAUAAAAUUCUUGAGAAGACCAAAAUGUUUGCAUAUUUUUGCUUACCAUUGUUCGAAUUUUGUUUAAAUUAUUUGAACACACUUAAGAUGUUCAUCCUCCAGUUAAUUGAGAAACUGAACUGACUGAUAUUCUUUGUUCCAUUUUCACUCUGAAUUAGGCUCUGCACAACCAGUCACUGAUAGGCAAGGUAAUUAGUUUCUCGGGACCCAGAAUAUUUGCGUUUUUUUGCUCACCGUUGUUUUAAUUUUGUGUAAAUUAUUCCAACCUUCUAUUUAUUUUCUCAUUAUUUCAUAAGGUCAGUAGUUAUAUGUUCAUAAGGGUAGUGAAGAAAGCCGUAACCUAACAGUGUUUUUGUGAGUCACGCUGCAAGAGUCAGAAAUCAAGUAAUCAUUUCUUUUUAUAGUUAUUUACCAGAUAUUCUCCAGAGAAAUGACAGGGCUGGGAAGUAUUAUUAUCAUAUUGCUUUCCACUGCCACUUGAAAGUGUAUUUGGAUGCUGUGUCACACAAUGAGGUUUAAUGACUAUUUAAAUCAUUACUGUAUACUGUUUACUCUAAAUUCCUCUUUUCGACUAUUUCGAACUCUUUAUUCCUUUCUUAAUAUGUUUAAAAACUGCUUUAUUUUUCCAAUCGUUAGUGGGUUCAAAAGUAUUAAGUACAUUUUGCAUUUCCGAUUUGGUACAGUACAAGUAAUUAAUUUUCUAAGGUAAUAAUAAUUAUAAAUAAAUAAGGUAAACAUAAAUAAGCAUUAGAAUAAGCAAAUAAAGAAUAUUAGUAUUUGUACUACAGCAAAUACUAUGCAAAAUUCCCCCUGAAAAUAACAAAAUUGGGGGGGAUUCUCCUCGGCUGGGAAAUGUUACUGCAUUCAAUCAAUCGUGUAUUUUGUUUCUACAAAUGCCGCCUCUUGAAUACAAUUAUAUUAUUUGAAUUGCAAUGAAUCUUGUUUAAAUCGUCACGAAAAA